Molecule: messenger RNA, 2092 nt
Organism: Pomacea canaliculata
Lineage: Eukaryota; Metazoa; Mollusca; Gastropoda; Architaenioglossa; Ampullariidae
Exons: 1
Coding region: 407-1165 (252 amino acids)
Source: RefSeq, a predicted model, not a curated record
AGAAUAGAAAAAAGUCAUUCAUAAUUUUAAACCUGAGAAAUUAAGCAAUAACAUAUUUUGCAUCAUGAUUUCAGAUAUGAAUCUAAACCAAAGAGGUAAACAAUUCAGAUGUAAUAAGUUUCUGUUGCUGGUCUUUCAAUCUUGCUUGUGAGAGAUACAGGAGUGUCCAAAAGAAACCAGUCUACCAAUUAAAGCAAGUAUAGUAGGUGUAAUUUUCGUCAGAAUUACAGAAUAUGGUCGUCAGAAUAUGGUUGAGGCCAUAAAAUGACGCAUGGGAAGGGAUCUUUAAGGGGGGAAUUCUGGGGAUAACAUUCGAGGAAAGGAACGGGUCGGGAGUUAACCUGUUACGAGUCGGUAGGUCAACCCUGUUACAUUAUUUGGCGCCCAAUGUGGGACCUACCAUAAGAUGAAGAAUGGAGACAGAACACGAUACAAGGGUGCACGGGGCAAAUUUUCUUGUCCCUGCAAGAAUGCCGAGAAUUUCGGUUUUCAGUGGUGCGCAGCAGCCAAGCAGCCAAAGGACAGUGAAGCUUCGUACGAACUGUGGAAGUUCGAAGUCAACUGUGUUAAGCCGGACGCAGCGUAUGACCGACAUGCAGUUUUAGAGGCGGUGCGCCGAUCACUGCGAGGGGAGGCCGCUCGAGUGGCCAUGCGCCUUGGUGUCAACGCCACGGCAGACAGCAUCAUCUCCAAGUUCGACUCUCUUUACGGCACUGUGAGAGGUGGCGAGGACCUGCUGGCAGACGUUUACGCUGCCAAACAGCAGGACGGAGAGGAUGUGGCGACGUGGAGCUGCCGACUGGAAGACCUGUGGGCCAAAGCAGCUGAAGUGCUGCGGUGCAGGUUCUGGAAAGGGCUUGUGCAGCCCCUACGGGACAGGAGCGGCCACAAAUUCACUACCAUCAAUGACUUCGAUGAGCUAAGGCGCAUCAUGCGGCAGUUCGAAUGGACAUCGGAUCACCAACCGCGAAAACCGACAGCUACGACGAAGGCGGCACAGUCAGUGGACGAAGUGACGGCCUUGAAGGCGCAGCUGUAUCAGUUACAGCGAGAAAUGGCCGAGAUGAUAGGCAGGCAACCCGACGAUGACCCAGCCAAGGGCCGGAGGGGUACACAGCGGCGGAGCAAGCAGCCCCACCCGCCCCAACCGGCGCGCACAAGAUGACAUGACUUGCUGGAAGUGCGGGGGUUAGGGCAUGUCAAGGCCGACUGCCCAUCCAAGCUGCGUUUAAUGCGAACGAGGGCAGUUUGUAGGUCAAAGGAUGGGACCCCGCCCAACACAGCCCUGCUCAGGCCCAGCCAACAAUAGCCAGAUACCACGAGAGGCGUCAACGACCGCCUUAGUGGGUGUUAGCAAUGAAGUGGAGAUCGAACUGGAGGGGGCUAAAGACACUCGCCUUACUUGACACCGGGUCAACGGUAUCGACGGAGUGUGAACGCUUCUAGAAGACACGAUUAACACACUUGCCUCUGCAACCACUUCAGCGUGUACUGUCUAUCGAGUGUGCGGACGGCGAGUUACUUCCGUACACAGGCUACAUCACGGCCCGAGUAUCUGCGUCGGGAUCAGGUGCGGAGAACACAUCAGGGGCAGGUGUUGACUGCGUGCUAUUAGUGGUGCCAGACGGUCGGUACAAUAGGAACGUACCCGUUCUGAUCGGUACAAAUGUGCUCACACAUUUUCUGCAGCUAGCUAGAGAGACUCAUGGAGCUCGCUUCCUGCAGGCAACAUCACUGAGCACAUCUUGCCAUCUGUCAUACCGGUGUAUCGUACAGCGGGAGAGCAAUCUCUCUUGGAAUAAUAACUGCCUGGCAGUGGUACGCAACGGCGGAAGCUCUGCUCAAUAAUUUUAUUGCGCACUAUGGGAUGCCUCGCCGGCUGCAUUCUGAUCAAGGCGCCAACUUCGAAAGUCAGAUAAUCAAAGAACUGUGCCUGAUAACGGGAUGCCGGAAAUCUCGGUCCACCCUAUCAGGGUUCCCAGGGACAGGGAUGGUGCCAAGUAAGGACCUUAUAAGGACCUUUCAUGCAUUCGUAAGGACCUAAGUGACAGUCAUCAAUGCUUAAGUUUUUCUCUUGUAUGGUCGGAAAGAU